AUGGCCAGGGUCUACAUCACCACAGUCUACUUAAUAGCUGUACUUGUACAGCUGGAUUAUGAGUAUUAUUAUGAUCUUCCCACUGAAAUCCCAGCAGAAGAUGAUUAUUUGACUCUAGAUGACUGGUUGUAUGAACUCCUGGAUGACCCCUCAGAUAGUACAAAUAACUGUGAUCCCAAUCCAUGUUUGAACGGAGGUUUGUGUGACACCGUUCUUAAUGGGGGCUUCAUAUGUUCGUGCCCUGAGCCCUACACAGGAAAGAAGUGUCAAACAGUGAAAGAUGUUUGCAAGAAUGCGAAGUGUGGGCAGGGAAACUGCGUUGUCACAUCUACUGCGCCAUUCUACGAGUGCAAGUGCAAGCCUCCGUACAAACCACCCAACUGCAGAAAAGCUUCGCCCUGCAGACCCAAUCCUUGUCAGAAUGGAGGCUCCUGCAGGAGGGGUCCCAAACGCUCCUCCUCCUUUCAGUGUUCCUGUCCUGCUGGAUAUAAUGGGAAGUUCUGUGAAGUUGACCCAAAUGACUGUUACCAAGAGGAUGGAGAGUUUUAUCGGGGCAUGGUGAGUGUAACAGUUGAUGGGGAAGACUGUCUGGACUGGAAUUCCUAUUUCGUCCUGCAGAAAGGGGGAGAUCCUUUUAAAGAAUAUGCCGGGUUUGAUGGAAUUGGACCACACAAUUAUUGCAGGAACCCUGAUGGAGAUGAUCAGCCCUGGUGCUUCAUCAACAAAAAUGGCACACUGAAGUGGGGCUAUUGUAAUAUCAAGAAAUGUUCUGCAGUUCCAGCCACCCCACCAACCGUCCAGGAAACAGAUCCAACUCCAGCCAAGCCGGAUGUGGCUGCUACCCCAUUCUUCCAGUGUGGGAGGCCGCAGCCCGGCCGCUCGGCCAGGAUCUUUGGAGGGAAAAAGUCUCUACCUGGCGCACAUCCGUGGCAGGUUUCCCUGCAGACCAGACCCAUGCAGUCCACCGGGCCCUUCAACCACAUCUGCGGAGGCAUCCUCCUUGAGUCCUGCUGGGUUCUCACUGCUGCACACUGCAUUAAAAGUGGAAUGGAAAUGCAAGUGGUGAUGGGAGGAGUGGACAUAGAGAAGGAUGAAGUAUACGACCAGGUGAUUCCUGUGGAGAAAGCCAUUGUGCACGAGGAUUAUAAGGAGAGCCCCUUUGCUCUUCAUAAUGAUGUUGCCAUGCUGAAGCUGAAAGCCAUCAACCAGCCGUACUGCGCUAAAGAAACACGUUUUGUAAAGACAGCCUGCCUGCCAACCCAGCGCUUCGACAGCGGGACCGAGUGUGUGAUCUCAGGAUGGGGUGUGACUGAAACACAGAAAUAUGGUACCAACCAACUUCUGGAUGCUCGUGUUCUCCUGAUCUCUCAGGAGAAAUGCAAAGCUCCCCACGUCUACGGAGACUCACUGGAUGACAGCAUGUUCUGUGCAGGCAACAUGAAAGGAGGUGUCGACUCCUGCCAGGGAGACUCUGGUGGUCCUCUGGUGUGUGAGCGUAACGGGACUCACUACGUCGUUGGAGUGGUGAGCUGGGGUGACGGAUGUGGCAAGAAGUACAAGCCUGGUGUUUACGUCAACGUCCGCAGAUUUAUCGACUGGAUUGCUUAUAAUUUACUCCGAUAAGGAUGGGUCUGGCCUCACUGACACUGUAUAUGAUAAUCACAGACUUGCUACCGCUGACUCUGAGUUAAAAUCAUAAAAAUGAUGUUUGAUGUUUGAUGUUUGUCAAAGCUCUCUCUCAAUCCAGAAUGGCAGAGCAUUAAACUUGUGACACAUUACCUCAAUAUGUAUUGUUAUAAGUCACCUAUA
This is a messenger RNA of Thunnus maccoyii (southern bluefin tuna), 1809 nucleotides long. RefSeq names its product hyaluronan-binding protein 2-like. The record is from RefSeq and is a predicted model, not a curated record. Gene Ontology annotation, molecular function: calcium ion binding; serine-type endopeptidase activity. The transcript is spliced from 12 exons. NCBI's taxonomy places the organism in Eukaryota, Metazoa, Chordata, Actinopteri, Scombriformes, Scombridae. Gene Ontology annotation, biological process: proteolysis; blood coagulation. Bases 1 to 1623 code for a protein of 540 amino acids.